This is a messenger RNA of Racocetra persica, 123 nucleotides long. NCBI's taxonomy places the organism in Eukaryota, Fungi, Glomeromycota, Glomeromycetes, Diversisporales, Gigasporaceae. The record is from the annotation of a GenBank genome assembly.
AGUCAUAAAUUUAGACAAUUAAUAGAAACAUUGUCACAAUAUGAACUCAAACAAAGACAUCAUAUAUUAAAAGCACAUGCUGUAGCUCAGAAAUCACUAUCUACAGAUUUUUUAAGUUUGAAG